Molecule: messenger RNA, 1443 nt
Organism: Aspergillus sclerotioniger CBS 115572
Lineage: Eukaryota; Fungi; Ascomycota; Eurotiomycetes; Eurotiales; Aspergillaceae
Exons: 1
Coding region: 1-1443 (480 amino acids)
Source: RefSeq, a predicted model, not a curated record
AUGUCGCAAGAUCCUGAUUCUCAGCUCUCGCAAGGCUUCCUUGCCCCUCCCGCAGAGAUCACCGGCCCCGCAACCCCCAUGCUGCGUGCAAGUCUGUCUGCAUCGCCAGACUUGAGCGUAGGAGCUGAGAGCCAAGCAUCGCAUUCCGAUCAGAGUAGAUCUGUAUCAUCUCCAUCGCUACCUUCGUCCGACAUGACGCCACCGCCAUCCUCGCAAAUUCCCGGGGCCCCUCGCCGACGUUCAAGAUCCUGUUCAAGCUCAUUGCUAGCUUCUCCCCCCGAUAUCGAAAAGACUCUCUGCGUUGCAUAUGGCGCUUCAGAAAAUCUUCCCACGGCUGACGACAUUGAUACGGCCGAUGAGUCGAAGCUCCGGACGAUUGCAAAAGACCUAUUAGGCGUCGCGCAAGAGGCCCGCAUGUCGGCUCUUCACUUCAAGCUACAGAACAGUCUGCUGUCGUUUACAAGCAACGAAGCUAUUAAGCGUGCUGAGGUCGAGCAUAAACUAGCGAGGAGAGAAGUUGAAAUUAUCCAGAGCUCGGAGUAUCGCAGCCGUCAUUGCCAGCCAGAGAUCAGAAAAGUGCAACAGAUCUCCAAUGUGGAGUUGGAGCUUGCCCUCAAGCGCAAUCAGGAACUUGAAAGAGUGAAUACGACACUUGAUCGACGGCUGCGUCGGGCCAAGAAGCUAAUCGAGCAAGAGAGGGAGAGGUCUGAACUUCUCAAAGAGGAAAAUAACCUGUUGAAGGGACGUAUCAGAGACAAUCGAAAGCAUUUCUCUCAAAUGAUCGAACAUUGUCCGAUGUCACCUAGCCCCCAGGCAGAGGUCCAGGUUUCUCAUCGGAGAACCUUGCCUCAAUUUGCGGACCACAAUGGCCAUCAGAUGAACGGGAACGAUAGCCACAAUCCGUUUGCAGCGCUCCUUGCCGCCGACCGUGUCCUCAACCAUGAAUCUCCAAGUGUCACAUCCACACCACACAGACCCCGUACCUAUAAGCAGCAUAAUGAUAGUCACAUGCGUGGAAGCCAUUCGCUUUCUACCCUUCCCUUAACACCAUCCCGUGCUCGGAUGGCCCACGAAGGGAACCAAUACAACACACCAGGGAGAGAGUCUCAUGACGGCCACCGCGAUAGGGACAGUACGAUAUCGGCAUCUGACAUCGAGGAAGCAGAGAAUGAAGAAGAUAUCCCUGCGUCUGAAGCGGGAGCUCUUGCCAGCAGCAUGCUUCGUUCCCACACUUUCAGCAACCGUCGGGAAAGCCGAGGUCCAGCGAGUGCACCCAAGUCCAGCACUCUGUUGCAAACCAAACUGUUCGGUCAAGUGAAGAAAGCUGGUGUUGAGCGGCCCCUGAAUGGUCUCAAACGCAAGGCGAGUUUUGAUGGUGCGACUCCGAAGAAAGCGAAAGCGGAGGAAAGGGUGGGUCUCGGCAUUGACACAUGGAAUAAAUAA